Molecule: messenger RNA, 651 nt
Organism: Pleuronectes platessa (European plaice)
Lineage: Eukaryota; Metazoa; Chordata; Actinopteri; Pleuronectiformes; Pleuronectidae
Gene: zar1l
Product: zygote arrest 1-like
Exons: 5
Coding region: 1-651 (216 amino acids)
Biological process (GO): translation
Cellular component (GO): cytoplasm
Molecular function (GO): mRNA base-pairing post-transcriptional repressor activity
Source: RefSeq, a predicted model, not a curated record
AUGGCGGGGUGUCACGGCUCCAUGAUGGAGGGCUUCCUCACCACACUGCCGCCCUUCAGCCAGUUCAUGACCCCUGGGAGCUCUGCAGGGCCACCCUGUCCCUGGGAGGCCCCGGAGCUCUGCCCGGUCCGCUGCUGCGGUGGGCCAACACCCAGGAGUGCGGGGUGCAGGCUGCUGGGCCUCGAAGCUCGCCCAAAUCCCGGGUCCGGAGCUCGGGACCGCCCGGAAGUGGCACACGACCGGUCAGACUGGGAACGAGCGGCGUGCCACAGCAGCGAGGACACGGGGAAGAACUUGCAGACAAGUUUAAGACAUUCCUCAAAGGGAGCCAUUUCCCAGUUCCUGGAGCAGAGGUACGGCUUUUUACACUGCAAGACGUGCAACAUCCUGUGGGAGAGUGCUUAUGUGUGGUGCAGCUCUGGAACCUGUAAGGUUUACUACAAGCAGCUCUGCAGAAGGUGUCAGACGGGGUUGAACCCCUACAGAGUGGAGCCCAUCAUCUGCAAGGCCUGCAGUCUGACUUCCUGCAGCUGUGUAGGGAAGCACAGACACAUCAACAUGAACAGACCUCACCGUCCGGGACUGUGCUCUCGCUGCAAGGGCAUGAGGCUGUCCUGCGACUCCACCCACAGCUUCAAGUACACCUUCUGA